UGAACCAUUGCGGCUCCCCCCUCCCAUCUCGCGCCUUCCCUCUUGUCUCUCCUCGGACUGCUAGCCGUCGGUGUGUGUUGUUGUUGAAGCAAUGAUGGCGGCAGCGGGAUGCGGAUCAGCAACCGCGGCUGCCGUAGGAGGCCAAGGUGGAACCGCUUCGGCCAGAGGUCGUUUCCCCGGUCGGCCUUGGUCGUCACGCAGUCGUUUGCGCUCCGAGAAGCGAUGGCAACUCGGACGAUCAGGCUUAGAAGCUGAUGAUGUGACAAACGGAGGGCCAAGGCCCGCAAACCUGGUUCUGUCGUUAAACGAAGACCAGUCUCACUUGCGCUUACUUGGGAUAGAGGCGAGCCACAAGAUCCUUGGCCAGGCUGGAUACAGCUCUAGUGGGAGUGAAGAGGUGAGGUCCCAAACCGACCCAGGAGGAGAUGACUUCAGAGGAUUUGAAGCAGAGAGAAAAGGCUCCAAAGGGCCUGUAUGGUCGCGACAAAACCCUUCCAAAGGUGAUGCUGUCAACACAAAAUCUAAACGACAAAGUGAGAAGCUACCGCUCAAAACGCCAGCAUUGGAGGCAGCUAUUACCCCACCUGAUCCUGUAAAAGAUGUUAAAUCUUUGGAGGAAAUACACAGCUUAUCUGCUGAAGCAGAGCCUGCAAAGGAUUGCAGGAAAGGCUCGAAAGGAAAGAAAACAAACUCCACUAAAAGCGGAGUGUCAUCAGCAGCGCCGAGGAUUACUAUAAAGUUGGUGGCCAAAAAGAAAAUGAAAACCGCAAAGGAGCCGAAUAAAAAAUCAGCGAAGAAGUUGAAGAUAAAAGGAAUUCAGGAUCAGCCUAAAGCCAAGGACAUUCAGGGCGACCAGAUUUCAAGUGCUCACGUCAAAUUAAAAAUUGAACCGCAUGAGGAUAAACAUGGUACAGAAGAUAAAGGAGGGGGGACGGUACCUGCAAGAAGGCGCGGGAGAUCUGCUACAAAGACAGAACCUGUCUGCCAGACUAGCGCCAAAGUUGUGGUUGAUGACCAAAAAACAAAAGAGAGUAAAUCAGCUGACCAAUUUGACACUGUAAAGGAGAGCGGGACUGUAGAGCCAAAAAUGAAUGCGAAGAAAUUAAAGCAUAAGGAAAUUGUGACUGAGCAGAGCUCUGAAGUUAAUGUGAUUCGGAGGAGCAACAGAGCAACACUCUCUAAAAGACUCUCAGAUGGAGCAGCUGAAUCAGAAAGUCUGAGUAAAAGUGAUGCCAUUCUGACAGAGUCAAAGCCAGAUGUUUCUGUAACAGCGGAGGCCAAGCCAGCAAGAAGUGACAGACGAAGGCAAAGCAAAAGGCUGAACAAGGAUGCUACAGAACCAGAAAAUCUUGGUCCCUUGUCCACAGAGACUGAUAAUUUAACUUCACCAUCCAGUGAUAGUUUGAAAAAUGAGGAAACAAGGGUCCCAAGUUUAAAGUUGAAAAAGAUCAGAAACCCAAAAUAUGAUGCACGGGCCAGUGGGAAGAAUCCAGAAAAAGGAAGAAGAAAGAAAAAGGUGAAAAAAUUUGUCUGGACUUUAACGUUAGAGAAAGGAGGAAGUCCGAUACUGGGUGCAGAAAACACUGUCAAAGUAACAGAGAAGACUGUGAGUGAAGUGGAUCAGUCAAAUUUUUGUGAUGCCAGUGUCAACAACAGUUUGAUAGAGAUGGAUAAAAAAUCACAGACGGAUAACUCAGCCCCACAAGAGAGUAAAAGCAUGGACAGUAAUAAGGAUUCCCCAAACCAGGCUGACGAGUCAUCUGAGGAAAAGGCCACCGUACAUGUGGAAGAUGAAGUGGAACAUGUAAAUGAACUCCCUUCACAAGAAACAGCUAAAACAGAUUGCGGGAAAGUUGUCCCACCACUUCAGAUCAAAAAGGUCUCAUCUCCUGGUAAACAUAAAAGCUCAAAGCCAUCCUUUUUAAUUCAGCAAGUUAGUCCCGUGCCUGAAAAGAAAGAGGAUGUUCUGAAAGAUUUAAGCGAAGCUAACGAGGAUAAAUCACCAUGUCCGGAUACUGAAGUCACACCAACCAGGAGACUAAGAAGGAGGACAUCAAGCUUUGAUUCACCACAGACAAAGUCUGUCAGUCAUAACCCAGUGACUACUCAGAAACGGAGACUAAGAACGAGUCCACAGGACGAAGUUACGCCACAGGUGCAGGCUGAAGAUUCUUCCCAGGCUUCAACUGAGGAUUCCAGCUCACAUGGUCUUCCUAAAAACUCCUGUCAGGUUUUGUCUGAGGAACCCUCGCAGGUAACCAGUGUAAACUCCCCUGAAGUCCCUAUUGAGGAUUCCUCAAAGAUCACUGAAGAACCUCCACAGGUGCCAGGUGAAGUUUCUCCACAGACGGUGGAGAAUGAGGUAGAACCACAGAUCAAAGAGGCCAAACCAUUGCCCGUGCCUUCCAAACCUAGAAGAUGUAGAAAUAAUAAAUUAGGAAAAAAGAGGUCUGUUCAAAAGAAGAAGGCUGUUGUCGCUCCUGAAACGGCUGUCGACACAGAGUUGACUGCAGUUGAAGCUACUAUCACAGAGUCUGUGCUAAAGGAGGACACUCAGCCUUUAGAAACAGCGGUAACUCAGUCAGAAACAAAUGAUUGCACCCAGCCUGAGGCAAAACAGGACACUGUGUCAGUGGAAGAAGAGCAGAUACAGCCACCGGUAAAAGAGGAAACAGACAUUCAGUUGAUAGAUAGUCAAGAAUCUUUAGCAUUAGAAAGUCAAGCAAGUGAUCCAAAAGCACCGUGCCUACAAAGGAAAUCUCUCAAAAAAGUAAAAAAGAGGCGGAAAAGUUUGAUUGGGCAGCGCCAGAAACACAGGCACAGAAGCAGAGAUGGGAAGUUUGCUCCACUUAAAUUAUCAGAAAAUAGUCCAAAAAUUGUUGAGGAGGAUUGUGACAUUUCUACUCCUUUGGCAGCUACCACACUGACACCAAGCGCCAAACUUAUUGGUAUACAUAAAAAGUACAAAAAGAGACCGACAAGUCUACAAUUGUUUGGGUCUAAAAGGCCAAAACCGCAAGCUAAAAUCAUUCCUAAGCUGAUAGAAAUAGGGCUUGACAAAGAUAGUUUGAAGCAGGAAGAAACUGACACGUUAGUUGAUGGGGGACAAGCAGAUGUUGUAGAUGCUCAGCCUGGUAAAUCAAAGUUCAUAAAAAACAUCAAGCACUUCAUUAUGCCUGUUGUAAGUGCCAGAUCCUCACGAGUGAUCAAGACCCCACAAAGGUUCAUGGAUGAUGCUGGAAUGUCUGUAUUGCCCCGAAGAAACUCUCCAAAGAAGGGUUUACAACUGGGCUUGCAAGUACGUCCCACAAAGAGGCGAGAUGAUGGGACAGGCAGAGCAAUAUCCCCCAUCCUGCCAAUGGACGAGGAGGACAUAUUGAGUGAAGCUCAAUUGGAUGUCGAUCUGUUUUCAGCUCAGGACCUAGAUGACAACAUUGACAUUGCUGACAGCCUAUUUUCUGAGAGAAAAAGUGGCAAAAUUGAGAAGAAGAAGUCUCUUCUAAAGAACUCUAGUUUCAAGUGGCACGUGCCAGAAGAGUCUAACAAGGAAGUAUAUACACUGGACAAAACUCCAGAGAGCAAAUGUGAGGAUCUGUUUUUAUCGACACCAGUUGAUAAGCCCACAGAACUGUCUACUGAACUACUGGAUGCUCAGAAAAAGAAAAGUCCCCUAAAGUUUAACAAACAAACAGCUCACCUCAAGAUUUAUCAAAGGUUAAAGAAGGCACACGCAGGACUUCUCAAAAGCAAGAACCCAACAGAGAUGGAUAGUGUGAGUAAACCUCCUCAGCCUCCCGUUGAUUUAGCAGAAGGACUUGAUGAUGAGGCCAUGAGCAUUAGCCUUAGGCAACGAAGUACAAAAGCAGAGAAGGACAAAUCCAAGCUCAAGAUAGAAGACCUUGAUUCACCUGGAGUGGUGAGAAAAGUUUCUGUUUGCGUUAGGACUACAAAUUCCAAGUCUCUUGUGCUUCAGCACAGUAAAGAGGAGGAUUUAGCAGGGAAAGACGCUGCUCAACUUCACCCAGGAGAGCUGCGGUCAGAACUGAACUCAGGCGCAGGCGAUUGUCUUGGAUCUGUGGAGAAGGGAGUUUCACAAAGAGCGCGCCUUACUGGUGCAAAUAAAAGAAUGUUCAAUCUCCUCAGGAAAGCCAAGGUCCAGCUCAUUAAGAUUGACCAGCAGAAACAACUUAAGUCAUCAGGGCUGUUAUCUGGCCCGGCUGGCGCCAGGUCUCGGGAUGUGACUGCUAAGAGACAAAGGAGGAAGCAGAGGGUUCAGCUUGGUGCUGAUGUUUCAGUUAAGACAGAGCCACCUCAAGGACAACCGCAGCUCAUCUCUCCACUGUGCCAGGAGUUCCGCAGAGCAGGAGGUCCACGUAUCAAGCACGUGUGUCGUGCUGCAUCAGUAGUGCUGGGGCAGCCUCGAGCAUUGGUGCCAGAUGACAUUCCCAGGCUCAGCGCCUUGCCUCUUCAUGAAAGAACUGGCAUUUCCCCAUCAGACAUCACUAAAGAUGUUGGGUCUCCCUCUGAGUCAGACAGUCCUGGGCUGUCAGAUCCAAAGGUCACCAAGGUCAAAAAGCCGCCGACUUUUGUGAAACGGAAAGGACUCGGGCCAUUUGGUUACCGCUCUCGGAGGUGUGGAGUAUGCAAAGGCUGCAACCACGAGGAUGAUUGUGGCAAGUGCAUGAACUGCCUUGACAAACCCAAGUUUGGUGGUCCCAACACCAAACGGCAGUGUUGUGUGUAUAAGAGGUGUGAUCAAAUUGAAGAGAGGAAAGCACGCAGACUAAGUGGAAGAACAGCACCGAAAGGUUCCUCCAAGCGACGGCGACCCUCUUUCAGUGGGGGUCAUUCGAGUAAUGACGAAGGGAACGAGGGUGCUGCGGACUCACCAUCUGGUCUCCAAGGUGACGACCACAGCCCAUCAGUAAGGAAGCAGCCAAAGCGUAUUGUGAAACCCCGCGUCUACUUUGACCUGGUGGACUACGACUCCGAUCUAGAUGACAAAGCUGUCCAAAGCUCUGCCUCGCCAGCCAGGAGAAGGGGUGCUGGACCCCGUUUCAGUCAAGACUUUGUGUCACUGGAUGGAUUCCUUGGAGACAUUUCAGAUGAUGAAGUCAGGCAUCGAAAGUCCAGCUCACAUCGUGUACCACCUGGUCGACGUAAAUCUGAAAAGGGUCCUUUGGAGCAGACCCCUCCCAGUGUCCUGGCUGCCUUGGCUCAUGGAUUUGAGCAGAGAGAUGUUGAGUGUUCCAAACCUACUCACAAAAUCAGGGUGGACUUCAAGGAGGACUGUACUUCGGAGAAUGUCUGGAAUAUGGGUGGUUUAAGUAUAUUAACUUCUGCGCCCAUCAUGCCACCUUAUGUCUGCUUCCUUUGUGCCAGUAAAGGGCAACACGAGAUGCUGUAUUGCCAAGUAUGCUGUGAGCCUUUCCACCAGUUUUGCCUUGAACCAGCGGAGCGCCCCUCUGAAGAGAACAAGGAAAACUGGUGCUGUCGUCGCUGCAAGUUUUGCCACGUGUGUGGGAGGAAAAACAAGCACUCAAAGCCAUUAUUGGAGUGUGAACGAUGCCAGAACUGUUAUCAUACCUCCUGUCUGGGACCCAAUUAUCCAAAACAAAACAAGAAGAGGAAAGCCUGGGUCUGUAUGACAUGCAUCAGGUGUAAAAGUUGUGGUGUCACACCUGGGAAGAGUUGGGACACUGACUGGAACCACGACAAAGGACUCUGUCCAGACUGUUCAAAACUCUAUGAACUGGGUAACUACUGUCCAAUCUGCUUCAAGUGCUAUGAGGACAAUGACUAUGACAGUCAGAUGAUGCAGUGUGGCACCUGUAACCACUGGGUACAUGCCAAGUGUGAGGAUCUAACAGAUGAGCUGUAUGAGAUCCUGUCCAGCUUGCCAGAGAGUGUAGUGUAUUCAUGUCGGCCAUGCAGUGUGACCCAGCCCAGUGCCUGGAGAGAGCUGCUCUACAUUGAGCUCAGGGCCGGGGUGGAAAAGGUGCUCGCUUGCUUGCUUUCAUCAACCCUCACCCAGCACCUUGUUACUUGCUCACAGUGUGAGAAGUUGGUUGAUCCUGACAGUGGAAUAGAGGGACAGCCAGCCUGUGACCUCCGAGCUGUAGGCAAGAAGUUUGACAAAGGCCUUUACACCACACUGAAAAUGUUCCAUGAAGAUGUAGUUCAGGUGGUACGAAAGAGGCUUGAGCAAGAGGACGAUCUUCCAGAGGAGCAGAGACCCACUGCUCUGGCACGCUCUUACUACUUAAAGCUCCUUGAGGAGGUUUUUAAUUGGUUUAACAGCCAAGACCCAAAGGUGUGGAACCCUUGUACCAAAGACUUGCCCAUGGGGAUGCUGUCACAUGCUGUUCAUCCUCCUACAACGGAGCAUGUUUAUGCUCAGUGGCAGGAGAGGGAGGAGUUCUCUUCCAUGGCUCCGCUGGGGCUCCUGCAGGAGGACAACGGACAAAGCUUAGAUGUAAAGGAAGAAGAGGCAGUUUCUCCGAUGUCUGGGGAGCCAACGUGCCGGAACCACUUCAAAACCAGCAGGGCUGUCAGGCUCAAAUUCAAAGGGAAAAGGGGGCGGCUUUCAAAAGCAGAUUUAGACACCGGAUGGUCUAAGGAUGAUGAGAGACAGUGCUCUUUGUGCCAAAAAUAUGGAGACCUCAAACCUAAUGAAGCAGGAAGGUUGCUAUACUUGGGCCAGAAUGAAUGGGCACAUGUCAACUGCUGUCUGUGGUCCGCUGAGGUGUUUGAAGAAGACAAUGGUUCUCUGCUGCAUGUACACAGUGCUGUCACAAGGGGCCGCUUGAUGCGGUGUGAACGCUGCAACCAGACGGGUGCCACAGUGGGAUGCUGCCUGACAUCUUGUCAAAGCAACUAUCACUUCAUGUGUGCCCGCUCUCGUCACUGUGUGUUCCAGGAUGAUAAGAAGGUCUAUUGCUACAAACACCGACAUCUCAUCAGUGGCAGGAUGAUAACUGGUCAAGAAUUUGAAGUAAACCGCAGAGUGUAUGUUGAUUUUGAGGGCAUCAGCCUCCGCAGAAAGUUCCUGACUGGUCUGGAACCAGAAUUAAUCAACGUGAUGAUUGGUUCCUUACAGAUAGACAGACUGGGUGUGCUGACAGAACUUUCAGCUAGCAAAGGAAAACUGUGUCCUGUGGGUUUUCAGUGCUCUCGUUGGUACUGGAGUACAGUUAAUCCAUUGCGACGAUGCAAAUAUACAUGUACAGUCAGGGAGGUCCGACCUGUUGUCCCUGAGAAGCCUGUUGAGGAGAUGCCUGAUCAAGGAGACAAUCACACCAUUGCUCACAGCCCCUGUCCACUACCCGAAUCUGAAGCCCAAGUGACUGAUAUAACAGAACCCCAACCCCCAAUGGAGGAAACCUUUGUCCAAGGACCUCCCUCCAAGUUAGAUCAUGGUGCAAGGCCAAAGAUUCCCAGUUAUCCCCAAACCAGGAGACCAGCUGGAGGAAUGUCCCGACCUCUACCAUCCCCAGGAUUAACCCAGGUGAAACCCCACCACAUAUUAACCAUAAGUGAUUUGGAGGAGACUCGACGGGUGCGUCGCCACAGUCCACACUCACAGACAACAGGCUCCCGUACUCACAUAUCCCCCCCUCCUCUGGGCCCUCUGACUGGACCAAUAACGCUCCGUGCUGGAAAAUCUUCCCAUCCCACUUCCCCACUGUUUCCACUUGGUGCUACAGACAACCUAAUAACUUCUCCAUCAUCCCGCCCAGUCGGAGGUAGAAGUGCUUCCUCAGUCCGAUGUCCUGGGAAUACAAUGACCCAUUGUACCUCAUCUUUCUUUCCUCAGUCUACAUGGCAGGACAGUGCAGGCAGCUUUCCCUCUCCAAAUCUGUCUUUCUCUUCAUCCAUACAACAUCUACCCAGAAAUCGUUUGUCAUUUGAUCUGAGCCAGCCAGACUCAGUUGAGGUGCCGCACAACUUCUUAGCUUCACCAGAACCUGAAGAUGUCUCUCCAGCAAAUGGUUCGUCACCACAGGGGGACUUAAACCAACAGAAGGGUGAAGAAGAAUUUCCCUACAGUUCAUUCCACAAGGAUCCCACCAUGAGUCUUGGCCAAGAGAUGAGGACAGAACUGGAGAUUGAAGAGACACUCUUGAAUGAAGGUGUGGCAAUGAACUGUGGGGGGCAAAUAGUAGUGGAAGGUGAUGAUCAGGAGGAAUUUUGGGGAAGAGCCCAAGAAGUACACAAGAGGAAGCCUCUUGUUGCCAACCUGCCACGGUCAGCAGCCUCAGCUGGGGAUGAGUUAGGCAACAGCUCCUCUGAUGAUGAUAUGGAGCACUAUUUUGACUUUUCGCGGAAAAUAGUCAGUUGCCCCGGAUCAAAAGAUCAUUCCAAGUCUCCCUCCUCCCCUUCCUCCCGGCCUAUGGCUCAACUGGAUGGUGUGGAUGACGGUACAGAGAGUGAUGCUAGUAUGGCGACCAACGAUGAUGCUCAGAAAGUUGAAGGUUCUUGUCAAGCUCAAAUACAGGCCAAAAACCUAAAAAAUAAAAAUCUCCCGGAAUCAGAAACCACAAACGGCACACAGGCUGUUCAGAGUCUGUUUCCUGAAGCGUCAUCCAAUAAAGGGCACAUUGAUUUAUCAUCAGUAAACAUCUCAGCUGCCAGCAAAAAACCCACAGACGGUUCACCUCAUGAUCCAUCUAAAUCCUGUGAUGCGAGUCAUUCAAAUGUGGAAAACAUAUCAUUCGUUUCUCAGCACAUUUCCAGAAACUCUCCAAUCAAAGAGCAAAGCUCUGACACUCCUUUAGUAAAUCAGGAGACCAUGCUUCCUACACCAGUUCAUGAUGCUCUGCCUAACUUACUCACAAAGGUGCCUGCAACCUCGUAUUCAGAGGACUUAUUCCAGGGUUCCAGUUUAGCAUUUGCUUCUGGAACACCCCUUGUUCUUGAGAGAUGUGACACUAGUUCACAUUUACCUGAGAUGACUCCUGGGCUAGAAGGCACACCACUUGAGACCCAACAGUCUGAAGCUUGUAAACCCCUAAACUCAGAGCCUGACAGCAGCCACUUUGUAUCAUCAACUGAGAGGUCUACUGUGUUAAUGAACCACUUGACAGCUAACACAAUGGAACCCUCAUUAGCAAAUUCUGCUGAUAACAGUCAGGGCACACUGCUGGAUCUUCUUCAGCCCUCCCCUUUGAUGUCUGCAGAUGUACAGACCCCCUCUCAAGGCCUUGUUGACUCCCUGCAGAUGUAUUCCUGUUUACCAGGUUUCAGUCAGCCUCCUCUAACAAGUAUCACACUUCAGCCAGUAACAUCCUCACAAGAGUCACCAACCUUCCCAUCAGUAGAGCCUUUGCCUGCUAAACUAACCACCCUCAGUACUGUUGGAGACAUGACCCAAACACUGCUAAAUGUUGCCCCUCAAAACGAUCCAGUGUUAUCAUCUACAUCAGGCACUUGUCCCCCAGCCGGAACUUGUGGUACCAUCACACUACCAAUCUACUCCACACAAACACAGCCAUUAGGUUCUACGUCGGUCACCAUUGUUUCUUCCUCUGCCUCGAUAUCGGCUCUUUCUGGACUGUCAACGCAAUGUUCAGCUAUUCCAACACCAGUCCAAACCACAUCAGCCCCUGUGAUCUUAAACGGUUACAGCUCUUCAUCUGUGCAGAAAGAAGCUACAGCUGGUCAUACCAUCUCCAUCAAUUUUUCUACGCCGAGGCCAACUUUAGAACCUCAGCAGCCAGUGUUACCCCAGGCUUUACCUGGGCAUGCUAUUCUUACUGUGAAGGAGGUAGGAGGACCAAACGUGGAUCCAACACCACACGUCCUGCUGGUGAACCGCCUUGGACAGAUCUUUGUGAAGAACCCAGAAAGUAACACUUUCCAGCUGCCCACUCCGAACUCUCCUUCCUACAACUGUGUCACUCAGAUUGCUAGCCUUUUGCAAAGCAAUGCACUGUCAGCCACACUAGCAGCAGCUGGUAAUAUGACUGCUCCGGCCCCCGCGGCCAACAUAGCUACAGCAGUUGCUCCGUUAGUUACACCGACAGUUCAGAAUCCAACCACAAUUACGCAGCUGCUUACUCAUAAUAGUAAUGGUGCAGUGGCAUCAGUUAAUGUGAAGAAGCCAAGAAAGAAUGCAAAAACAUCAAAAGAUGAAACUGUUUCAGAGGUGAAAAAAACAAAGAAAAAGAAGGAGUCCAGUGCGCCAAGAAAAUCCAAGUCCUCCAAAGCCUCAGGGCAGUCUGCGCUGUCAGUUGAGAAUCCUGCCAUGACUCCUGCUGAAAGUGCUCAAGCAAUUAUAAAUCAAGCAAUGGCGAGUAACUACACCCCAAAGUGGAGUGGGCUUCGAACACUAAGCCCCUCCUCACUGGUUUUGCCACCUGACCUAUUAAUCGAACCAGAGCCUCCAGUAUUGCCUCAAUCUCCAUCACCAACACCAGCACCAGCACCACCUCCUGCACCCCGCCCACGCACCCAUGUCCGCAUGAAGAGAGUGUCUUCGCUUUCAGACCGUAUUGUCACAAAGAAAUCUAAAGUUGACUUCCUACAACCAGAGCCUAUCAGUGAGGAUGAGGAGCACCACAGACCUACCUUUCCAAGCAUCUCUAGCAGGGCUUCAGGAGUCCGCAUCAAGACCCCAACAGUGAAAGGAGUACUGAAUCUGGAUGAGUUAAAGGAGGAGCAUCUAAGUAAUUCUGAUAGCUCAGGAUCGGAGUCAUGGGAUUAUAUCUCUCGGGGAGAAGGCAAACCACAAGCUUGGGAACCAGUGGGACAUAGCACCCUGACCGACUGGAAGAAAUACUCUGGUGCUGCUUCUACCUCAGAUGACGAACCACCACCAUCUGACAAGGAUGAGGAAUGUCCAACCAACAGAGAUCAGCCACACUUACGAUUUGAGAUCACGAGCGAUGAUGGUUUCAGUGUAGAGGCAGACAGUAUUGAGGUGGCUUGGAAAGCAGUGAUAGACGGGGUGCAGGAAGCACGAGCAAUUGCAAGGUUGAGACCUCUGACCUUUCAGAGGAUCACCGGUGCUCAUAUGCUGGGUCUGGUUCAUGACGCAGUGGUGUUCUUGCUGGAGCAACUUCAAGGAGCCCACCGCUGUCAACGCCACACCUUCCGUUUCUUCAAACAGUUCAGCCAGGAGGACGACCUUCCUGUCAAUCCCAGUGGCUGUGCACGCUCUGAGCUGUACCUUAGGAAGUCCACGUUUGACAUCUUUAACUUCCUGGCUUCUCAGCAUAGACAACUCCCUGACAUUGGGCCUUAUGAUGAUGAGGAAGAUGAGGUUCUUUUGAAGUCCACAAGACGGGCUACUAGUUUGGAAUUGCCCAUGGCCAUGCGCUUCAGACAUCUGGAAAGAACAUCAAAGGAGGCUGUAGGCGUGUACAGGUCUGCCAUUCAUGGCCGUGGUCUGUUCUGCAAGAGGAACAUUGAAGCAGGGGAGAUGGUUAUUGAAUAUGCAGGCAUCGUCAUUCGCUCAGUGCUCACUGACAAAAGGGAGAAGUACUACGAUGGCAAGGGCAUUGGUUGUUACAUGUUCCGUAUUGAUGACUUUGAUGUCGUGGAUGCAACCAUGCAUGGCAAUGCAGCAAGAUUCAUCAACCACUCCUGUGAACCCAACUGCUACUCACGAGUGAUCAAUGUGGAAGGCCGAAAGCAUAUCGUCAUCUUUGCUCUCCGGAAGAUCUACAGAGGAGAAGAGCUCACCUAUGAUUACAAAUUCCCCAUUGAAGAUGCCAGCAACAAACUCAACUGUAACUGUGGGGCCCGGCGUUGUCGCCGUUUUCUCAACUGAGACAUCCCUCGUACAAAAAAGGAGAGGAUCCUGUUUACUAGUAAGCCUUAAAUUAAGGUGGCACUGGAUUGGGCUUGGGGAGGUCGUGGGCAGUCUGCACAGCAGGGGAAUUAGCCACUAUGAGACCGAUCAGGAAUAUUUGGCAAACAUUAGAUGAGACGAGAACCUGCACAGAAAAUGCAUUUGAAAAGUUUCUUGCCUGAUAUGUGUUCACAUGGUACUUCUGCGUGUGAUGGGUUCAAGUAGCAAAGCGGUUAAUAUUUAAGGAGGAAGUGGGUUUUUUUGCUCAUGAGAACUUAAAGGUUAAACAGGAUGUUAAAACCAUUGGGGGGGUUCCUGAAUCUGUGAAACCAACAGAAUUUCUUUGAAACACACGUCAAGCCUUAUCUGUUUGAAUCAUUGCUGAAAACCUAUAGCUAGGCUUUGAGAGAUUCCUUAUAUGUUUUAUAUUUCAUUUCAUUUCUGGGGGGAGGGGUGGGUGGGUGUGUCUGUCUGUGGUACACUUGUAAUCAUGAUUGCUCCAUCCUCCAGUGAUGGGAACAUUAUAGCCCCAUCUGUGCAGUGGUGAAGUCAGUUCUUGAGCCAUACAUUCACCCAAACCUUUGUGUUUUUUAAUCCUACAUUUAACACUUCUCAUGUUAUUAAUAUUUGUUCUUUUUAGACUUUUUUUUGUGAAUAACAAAACAAUCAUGGUGCUAAGCUUUGAAAGGUCUUUAGUCAAAUCAGGAAUUGUUUCGCUGUUAAUUCACCCUGCUGAUUUAUCGUUUAUCUUAAAUUUAUGCACUCAAACAGUUCUCUUAUCAUCAUUGGAACAUAUACAUAGUACAUCUGCUAAAGUUCACACUUCUGUUUAUCACCUACUCUCUUCCUGUUGAGUUUAAAAUAGAUUUCCAUGUAACGGUUUCAGUCAACAAUAUGUCAUAUUUAUGAAGACAGAAAAAGUGUCUUUUUUUCUUGAUGUACAGUGUAUGUAGCAAACACUACCCAAGCCAAAAGUGAAGAGUUGUGGUGAAUAUGAGUUUUUUAAAUAUAUAUUUUAUUACUCUCAUGGCAGAUGCUCAUUACCUAUUGCAAUAAGACUUUGCUGCCCUACAGUUGCACAUAAAUAACCAUCAGACAUACAAAUUAUCUUCAUCUCUGUGAAAUCUACAGUUUCUCUGAAUCAGGGAGAGCACUGGUUUAAAAAAUAAAAAAUAAAAAAAAUGUAUCGCCACUGAGUGUGUGCAUUCAGCUCUUGCACCGGGCUCAUUGAGAAAAGAGACUUUUUAGAUGUUGCUGUUGCAAAAAAAACAUUCAGUCUAAAAUGGAGCUGAGAGAAUGCACUCAGCACCUUUAAAAUAAUGUGUAAUGUUGUUCUUAGUCGAUGUUUAGCGCUGUCAUUGAUGAGGCUAACCUAAUUCACACACUGUUCAAAUUGGUAGUUAUAUUUAUUGAUGUUUAGAUUUAUAUUUUUAAUGGUUAACAGUUGUGCUUUGUAUAAACAGUGGCAGUCUAGUGUGUUAGGACACGUCCCCCUUUUGUAUCUUUUUUUUUGGCUUUGUUUAUGAAUGAUGUCCUUUGUUUCACUAAUUUACUUGAAUUUUCUUUUGGGGCAGUUGUGUCAUGCAUUUAAGCCUUUAUGACAGAAAUUGUUCUAAAGCAGGUAUUUUUAAAGAGUCAUUUUUAUUUUAUUUUUUGUCAUGGUAGAUUACUGACGGUCUUAGAAUCAGCCACAGGAGUAAAGUGAGCACUGUUUGCCUCCCUAAGCCCAUGAU
Larimichthys crocea (large yellow croaker) is the source of this 13527-nucleotide messenger RNA. RefSeq names its product lysine (K)-specific methyltransferase 2Bb (gene kmt2bb). Gene Ontology annotation, molecular function: DNA binding; histone H3K4 methyltransferase activity; protein binding. Gene Ontology annotation, cellular component: nucleus; histone methyltransferase complex. Gene Ontology annotation, biological process: positive regulation of DNA-templated transcription. The record is from RefSeq and is a predicted model, not a curated record. The transcript has 36 exons. The coding region runs from base 92 to 11773 and encodes 3893 amino acids. Lineage: Eukaryota; Metazoa; Chordata; Actinopteri; Sciaenidae.